UGUGGGAGGGAGGCCCCCCCCCCCGGCCUGGCGCAUGCGCCUUGCUGGGGUUCGAGGCCGUGGGAUGGAAGGUGCUGAGGGGCGCGAUGGGACGAGCAGCCCCCCCCCCCCUUAAAGGGCCAGGUGUCCCUUUCCAGGUGCAUGGGUUGGGACUCGAACUUGGGUCUGUGCCCGAAGCUUGGAGCGCCCUUCUGCAAGCGGAGUGGACAGCUUGGGCAGGACCUGGGAGAGCGCAGGCAGUCUAAAGCUACCAUAUUUCCAGUUCCAAAAUAAGAGGACAUAUUGUGGGGUGGGGGGAGAGAGAGGGUAUAUGACUGUGGGGGGCAGGGCAGUGAUAUGCUCCUGUCCCUCACUCCUAGCUCCCUCCCCCGCCACCUCUUACUGCAGCUCUGCCAGUGCCCCUCACUCCCAAACUGCAGUACCCUGCGCCUCGGGUGCUGCUGGUGCCCCUUGCUUCCCAUUUGCAGCCCCCUGCUCCUUCCAGCCCUGCGGUCGCAAGCACUGACCCUGGUGCUACCAGCCCAGCCAUGCAGCUGCCUGUAUUCCUGAAGAGUCCCCUCAUCUGGAGGGUCAGGCACCUCCCCUACCCUGCUGCAGCCUUGAACACCCCGCCCCCACAGUCCCCAAGUCCUGGUCCUCUAUCCCCUACCCCCACAGACUUACCUGUAUCUAGCUGCCAGGCUGCUCCCAUCCUGUGCCUGGCUACAUACCAACUGUGUCCACCCAGCCCCAAGCAGCUCUUUGCUAGGGCACGUUGGGAAGUGCCGGGAAAAACUUUGAAGCUGAGCAAAACUAAAUUCCAGAUAUUUGUUCAUAUUUUACAAAAUUGCCUGGACAGAGAUCAGAGGAUCUAAAAAUAGGACAUGCCCAGAAAAACCCGGAUGUAUGGUAACCCUCCCCAGAGCUGCUCCCUGACUCCGGCCACCUUGGCUAAGCACUUCCUGGGCUUCAGGGGCCUGGCUCUGCAUGCCCCCUAUACAUAGGUGGCAGAAGGCUGGAUCUAAUGGGAUUUAAUCUCCUGCAAACUAAUUGUGCGGUGGCUACCACCGUGCUGUGCCCAGUGCCCCUGCCAUACCCUCCACCACUUCCUUAUGUACAGCACCAGUGCGUGUUGGCUUCCCCAAUGACUCUGUGGGAGAGAGGAGCAGGGGUCAGGUCAACAUGCCCUGCACUGCCCAGCCCUCCCAAAUAAUAUUUUCUUCUGCUUAUGCCCCUACAUAGCAGUUCCCAGGGCUCAGGGCUUUAGGCUCCUGAAGUCCCAGAAGUUCUUGCCUGGGUCUUCCCCAUUUUCAGUGGCAGGCCUGCUGGGGUGGUGCAGUGGCAUGGGUGCCACAACGGAAAGGGAUCCAGGGAAUCCCUAGUCAGGCCUCUCUGUAAGCUGGGAAACAGGUUAUCCCGUUCGUAGAGGUAGGCCCUGAGUGUUGUCCUGCAGGAUCAGGCCCGUGCUGCUCGUGUGAUGGCUGGUUUGGCUUGUUAUGCAGCCCUGGGGGACCUUGAGCUCCUUUCCUGUGAGGUGUCAUGCAGUGUGAGCACCAUUACACCUGUAAAUGUGAUUCAUAGGAUCAACCCAGAGACUUCAAAUAGAAAUGCACUGCUGUGAUCUUCCUGAGUUCUUUGCAACAGAAAAAGUGCUCAGUUAUUUUUUUGUAGUCAAAAAGAAAAAAGAGAGUGAAAACUGAGACCUGGCAUUUUCUAAAGGGUGCCACAAAUCUAUCCAGGGGUACCUCAAGGUCUAAAAAGGAUUUGAGAACUACUGCCUUAAGACAUGCAGUUAGUCAUGCAGCCUGCGUUAGCCUAGGGUAGACCAGAUAGGAUGUUUCAACACAAUGCUGUGGAAAGAAAUGAUAGGACCCUGUGGUAACUGCGUUAGUACAUUUAUAAGGUUAUGAGAUGUUCUUGGUUUUAGCAUGGGAUGUAUAAUCAGGCUGGGGAGUAUUCAGAGACAUUAACGGUCUUUACCGGUCUGUGGUGAGUGGGUGUGCAUUUGGGGGUGAGGAGAAGUAGGCAGGAUGUUCAGCCUGUCCCCUCACUUUAACUUCUAGUAUCUAGUGGAUCGUCUCAACCAGCUGUUUUUAUAUACUGGUCAGCCUAUUCCAAAUGGAGAGUGCAAGAGAGCGAAACUUAUGAGAGUAAUUUGUGUCACUGCAGACUCCUUGCAAGGCAGCACCUUUGACUGGUAUAGGUUAACAAACCACUAUUUUCCUCCCGCUGAAUUAAGUUUGAUUGUGUUCCCGUAAGACUGGCUUCAGACAGAACUAUAGGAUGGUCUAUUUUGCCCCCAGAAUAUAACUUUAACUCUAAGCUGUAACUUAAUUACAUUUAGGACAAGAGAUGUCUUUUCAGAAUCUGGUUACUCAUAAAUUUGUUUCCCUUGCAUUUAAAUAAAAAUCUAGAUCUUCAUGCGUCGUAAUGAAAUAAAAUUAAGUCUAUUAUUGGAUCUUUUUCUUUUUGUGGAUGACUUUUUAGGACUCAAUGUAACAGUAAAAUAGCCUUUUAAUGUCACUGAGGGCAUAGUAGCCAGAACCUUGUACCAUAUAUAGCCACAAUUACAACUGAGUCAAAGGGCCUGGUUUAACUCAUUUGAAUGAAUAAUAAAAACAUGUUUCUCAAUUUGAUUUGAGUCCUGGAAGUAUUUAGGUCCUAUUGGUAUUUUUAAGUAGUUCUUUCCCUAUAGCUGUUUGGGAACUUUGUUCCAAAACAACUUAGAGAGAGAGAAAAAUAGUAAACUGUGGCUGAGAAGAAACUUGCUCCCCCUUUUGCUAUUUAGUUUAUGGAAGAAGCAAGGUUUUCUUUUUUCCCAGAAACUAAAAGGAGAGUUUGAAUUGUACUUGCCAGAAGCCAAGAAGAGGGUUUCUGUGGAAGACGCUAGUAGAAGUCUCACAACUUUCUCCCUUCAUUUUGUGGGAUUUCUUGCACUUUUCCUCCAGAUUAAAAGAUGUCUACUUCUAGUAUUGCAGCAAGAGUGCAAACCUGGCUUUCAUCUACAUGGCAUGUUAAAGUUCCUCGGACAUGGUUAGAAGCUUGUAUUAACUGGAUCCAGCAAGAAAAUGGCAGUGAUAAUUUAACACAAGCUCAAAUAAACAAACAAGUGUUUGAGCAGUGGCUCCUUACAGAUCUUAGAGAUUUGGAAUAUCCUGUUUUGCCUGACGGUAUCUUAGAUGCUCCUAAAGGAGAACUCUCUGGCUUUUAUUCCAUACAGAUUGAUUCAUUGGUUGAUGUCAGCCAGCCUGCAUAUUCCCAAUUGCAAAAGAUAAGAGGGAAAAGCACCCUAAAUGAAGAAGUAACAGCCAACAAUCAGGCAUCUCAAAAGACCUGGGAAGCAAAGCCUACUCAAAUGCUAAUGCUGCAGCUAACUGAUGGAAUACAUCAGAUUCAGGGUAUGGAAUACCAACCAGUUCCUGUUCUCCAUAGUGGUCUUCCUCCAGGUACAAAAAUUAUGGUGCAAGGUAACAUUGCGUAUCGUCUUGGAGUUCUCUUGCUUAAACCAGAAAAUGUGAAAUUGCUAGGGGGUGAAGUGGAUGUUCUUCUACAGGAGUACAGUCAGGAAAGAGUCCUUACAAGAUUGAUUGGAGAAGCUGAGAACCCUAAUCCUGUUGAACAAAGUGAUCGUGAACGAGUUACUGCAGGACCUGUAGAUGAGCUGCGCCAAGAUAUAGGGCCUUCAGAUGAAGAGCUUUUAGCAAGUCUUGAUGAAAAUGCAUUUUCUGUAAAUGUUGAGACAGCCUUAGAAAGUGGAUAUUGUAGUAGAAGUGACAGUUCAAAUACAACCACACAUUCACUUACUUCAAGCAGUGGAAACUGUUCGCAACAAAGAUUUGGGAACCCUUUGCCUGGGGCAGAUAAAGAGCCAAGUGUUCCAGCUGUGGAGUAUGUUGAUGGAGAUUUAGAUGGCAUUGCAUUAGAGGAGGCUUUAUUUUUAGAAGAAGAGAUCCAACAAGAGCUAGAAGAAAUUCAGAGAGUGCAGCCUCUGGUCGAAGACAGAAAUGUAUCUAUAAUUACAGAACAACUUUCAAAUAUGCCUAGAACCUCAUGCAUUUCAUCUUUAAAUUGCAUGCCUGAAAAAGAUGGUAAAAAUGAAAGGGUUUAUAAACUUGCACAAUGUACUAGGGAACAUCAGUUUUUGGAGAGAGAAUUAUCUGUUGGAAGCAAAAGUAAUACAAAUAAUUUCUCACCACAGCAUAAUGUCUGGCAGACCCAUAACUUUACAGCUGAUUUGUCAUUGGAAAAUCCUUUUGAACAGGAGGCUGGUAGCAAAGUGGACCUAGUCAAGAGUGUUCAGAAACCUCAUAGCUUUUCUGACAACAUACCUUUGAACAAUGGACAAGAUAACUUUUCAAAAAAUGAACCACAACUUGCGAAGCAGGAGCACAAUGUAGAAGCCUUUUCUUCCAAAGCAACAGAAAACUGUAGAGGUCUUGAUUUACAUUCUCCACCUUUUACAUAUAUUUCUGUGCUCCUUGCAAAUAAGCCAGAAACAGUUACAACUGUGAAACUUAAAGCCUUCAUUGUAACCCUUACUGGAAAUCUUACAAGCAACAAUGGUUUCUGGAGUGUCCUGGCAAAAAUUUCUGAUGGUACUUCUUACCUAGAGGUAAAUUUUGCUGAUGAAAUUUUAACCAGUUUGAUUGGGUUUUCAGUGCCUGAAAUGAAGAUGUUAAAGAAAGAUCCUGCUUUACAUCCAAAACUUAAGGAUGGUUUACAGAGAUGCCAAAGAGAACUAAUAGAUCUUUGCUGUUUGAUGACUGUUGAGUUUAACCCCCAUGAGUCAAAAGCAACGGUAUUAUUUCUCCAUGAAGUUGAUGCAGUAGAUCUAGAAAACUUGAAGAAACGUUUAAACAAGUGAUUUAGGGGAUAACUCAUAUUUUCUAGGACUAAAUUCUACAAGUCAAGGAAUAUCAAAGUGUUAGCUUAAUUAAAAGCACAAGUGAAGUGACUUCUCCCUUCCCUCCCUUUACUUCAAAAAGGGGCAGGUGGAAAAAUCUGGUGAGGAGGGGGAAGUGAACAGAAAUCCAUGCCUUAGGAUAAAGGUAUUGAAACUUAAAAAUUCAGAACAAAUUUGUUUGAAAGCUUGUUUCAGAAAUUAAAAACAAAUUUGCUUUGAUCAACAUGUUCUUGUAUAUACAUUAUUUUUAUUUUAUAGCUCCCAUUUUAUGAUCAAGGAUCUAGAGGAACAUGUCUUAUUAGAUUGGAAGCUGGCAACCCAAAUACAGAGAAGCUGAUCCUUGCAUUGUUUUUUUCAGUGGAGUUACAUUAGAAGUGAGGUAGUUUCUGUAAGGUGUUGAUAUAGGGUAUUACUAGCCAGUUGAGGAAAGCAGGUGAGUACUUAAUAUUUUUUUUUGCUUUAGUCACAUAGCACUGGACCCUUCGGUAGGUUUCUAAUACCAUUGUAACAUCAUCAGUUCAAAACCUGUAUGCUUUGAAAUGUAAACAGAUAUUUAAUGUCUGAGAACUUGAAAAUGAAAAGCAAGCAUCAAUAAUAAAAUGAAGUAAACUUUCUUGUUCUUAUUGUCCAGGACAAGAAAAACAAGCAGUAACCAAAUGGGAUAACAUUUACACUUAUAAAAAUCUCAAAGCAUUUUAAAACAUUUUAAACAAAGGAUUUCUGUAAAAUGGGAAAAGCAAUUGGUUUAAUGACUUUUAGCUUGAUUAAUAUUUCUGCUCAAUAUAAAUUAAUCAAAAUCCAAUAAUAUUAAUAUAUAAUUUCCUCUCUCUUCUUUUCAGCAUUUGCUCAUUCUUUUUACUCAUGUUUUUAUAUUCCUGACAUGUUUAAUAUAAAUGUGUUAUACUGUAGCUAGUAUAUAUUUUUGUAUUGCCUUUAGAUUAAAAAAUAAAAGGCCAGUUUCAAAA
Molecule: messenger RNA, 5847 nt
Organism: Alligator mississippiensis (American alligator)
Lineage: Eukaryota; Metazoa; Chordata; Crocodylia; Alligatoridae
Gene: RMI1
Product: RecQ mediated genome instability 1
Exons: 2
Coding region: 2936-4843 (635 amino acids)
Biological process (GO): resolution of meiotic recombination intermediates; double-strand break repair via homologous recombination
Cellular component (GO): nuclear body; RecQ family helicase-topoisomerase III complex
Molecular function (GO): nucleotide binding
Source: RefSeq, a predicted model, not a curated record